AUGGCGGCGCGGCAUCAUUGCUUCCUGUCGUCGACAGAUGACGACGGCAGCGGAGCUCUUGGCAGAGUGGCAGGCGAAGGCGAAUGCAAAAGACAACAUCACUACACCAUCAGAGGCGGUAGGGCAGUCGAUGACAGGGCCGCUUUGGCCGGACGCGAGGCAGAGGCGCAGAGCAGCGAGCUCCUGGACUUCGUCGCUCGGAACCCGAGUCGGCGAGCGCUCCACCGUGAUGCGAUAGUCGGGGACGGCCGCGGCUCUCUGCUCCUCAUGGCGCACAGUUCAGGAACUGGAGGGAGCGGCCAGCCGGAGAAGGAGAUGGCCGGCAGGCCGGGAGAGGCUUAUGAUUCUCUAGAUCCAGACGGCAACAUCACUAUAAAAUGGGAUAUUAUGCAAUGGACUCCUGACGGAUAUGUCGCUGUUGUCACAAUGUACAAUUACCAACAAUUUCGGCACAUUGGGCCAUCCGGAUGGCGGUUUGGGUGGACAUGGGCAGAGAAGGAGGUUAUAUGGUCAAUGGUUGGGGCUCAGACCACCGAACAGGGUGACUGCUCACGUUUCAAAGGCAACAUUCCCCACAGUUGCAAGAAAGAUCCUGUGGUCGUUGAUUUACUUCCAGGCACACCAUACAACAUGCAAAUCGCCAAUUGCUGCAAAUCAGGAGUAAUAAGUACAUUUAGUCAGGACCCAGCAAAUGCUGCUUCCUCCUUCCAGCUCAGUGUAGGUCUUGCUGGGACUACCACUAAGACUGUCAAGGUGCCGAAGAACUUCACUCUUAGGACUCCUGGCCCCGGUUACACCUGUGGGCGUGCUAUUGUUGGCAAGCCUUCUAGGUUUUUCUCCGCGGAUGGGCGUAGGUUUACCCAAGCUCUAAUGACAUGGAACGUGACCUGCACGUAUUCCCAAUUUCUUGCUCAGAAGACUCCAUCCUGUUGUGUGUCUCUCUCAUCGUCUUAUAACGACACUAUUGUGGACUGCCCAACAUGCUCCUGCGGCUGCCAAAACAAAAAUGAGAAGAACUGUGCGAAUAAGGGUUCGCCUCGCCUACGAUCAGAGAUUGAUGGCCCUGGCAAAUGGAGUGGCCAGCCUCUUGUGGAGUGCACUAACCACAUGUGCCCCAUAAAAAUCAACUGGCAUGUGAAGCAGAACAACAAGGACUACUGGAGAGUGAAGAUCACCAUCACAAACCUCAACUUCCGAAUGAACUACACGGAGUGGAACCUAGUUGUUCAGCAUCCAAACUUCGAUAACAUCACUCAGUUGUUUGGUCUCAACUACAAACCACUUACUCCAUAUGGGGGUGACAUAAAUGACACGGCAAUGUUCUGGGGUGUGAAGUCCUACAACGAUGUGCUGAUGCAAGAGGGUAAGCUUGGGACGGUGCAAUCAGAGCUCCUCCUCCGUAAAGACUCCAAGACUUUCAUCUUCGAAAAGGGAUGGGCCUUCCCACGCCGGGUGUACUUUAAUGGUGAUAACUGUGUCAUGCCAGCUCCUGAAAAUUACCCAUCGUUGCCAAUGCAAGACUAG
Miscanthus lutarioriparius is the source of this 1524-nucleotide messenger RNA. Lineage: Eukaryota; Viridiplantae; Streptophyta; Magnoliopsida; Poales; Poaceae. The record is from the annotation of a GenBank genome assembly.